Molecule: messenger RNA, 9856 nt
Organism: Stegodyphus dumicola
Lineage: Eukaryota; Metazoa; Arthropoda; Arachnida; Araneae; Eresidae
Biological process (GO): intermediate filament cytoskeleton organization; cytoplasmic microtubule organization; wound healing
Cellular component (GO): cytoskeleton; intermediate filament; membrane
Molecular function (GO): calcium ion binding; structural molecule activity; microtubule binding
Source: RefSeq, a predicted model, not a curated record
ACUUCCAAAACAAAGUUUGCCUUCUUCUAAAGAUGCAAUUGACAAACAGCUGAGACUUUUAAAGGAAAUUCAAGAAGAAAUGCUCGAAAAACAAUCUGAAAUAGACAAUCUGAAAACUAAAGUUAAGGAACUAGUUAACAAGAAAAAUGUUACCAAGGGCUCAUCAGAACUUCAAACCGAAUGUGAAAAAUUAGAAAAAAGAUGGAUUGAUCUUUUAGUUGGUGUUAAAAACCACCUCGGCUUCUUGCAUAAUUUAAAAGAAUUUCAAGAAUCUCAACUCCUUUUACAAAACUGGUUGGUACAGAAAAAAAAGAUGUUCUCUGUUCUUGGACCAAUUGCAUCUGAUCCACGUUUAGUUUCCUCACAAGUUCAACAAGUUCAGGUUAUGAGAGAUGAAUUCACAUCUCAAAAAGAUUUCAUGGAACGCCUAAAUGAAUUAGCAAAGGUUGUUUGCCAAUAUUUGCAAACAUCAGGAUCAAGCUCCCUAAAAAUUACAGAGCAAAUGGAUGUCAUCCAUCAUCACUGGGAGGAUCUGUCUAGUAAAUUGAUUGAAAGAGAAAAAAAUUUAGAAGCUGCAAGUGGCAUGGCUAAAGAUUUUCACAAAACUUUGACUGAUUUACAAGUAAAAUUGCAGCAAAUAAGUGAUACAUUUGACAGUUUUAAUGAUAAAGGUUUUAGUCAUGAAGUACUAUUAAAGAAAUUAAUGGCUUUAGAAGAAGAUUUAGAAAAACAAAGAACUCAUCUUACAGAUGCUGAUAGUGUUUGUGAACAGCUUUGCGAUGUAUUAAGUGAUUCUGCUUCAAAAACUGAUAUUAAGUACAAAGUUAGCAUUCUGGAGAAGAUGUAUAGCACGUUAAGGAAAAAAAUUGACAUUAAAAGAGCAGAAACUGAGUCAUCUCUCAAGGAAGAUAAAUUGUUUUAUAAAUCUUGUGAAGAAAUACAGAGCUGGCUGAAAGAAAUGGAAUCAUCAUGUGCUCAGCAUAAACCUCUGUCUACAGAUAUUCAAAAGCUGUUUAAGAUGUCUGAAGAAUAUGAGCAAUUAUACAAGCAAAUUAUGGGUCGAGAACAUGAAGUUCAUUUGUGCUUGAGCAAAGGAACUGAGAUUUUACCAAAACUUACUGGUAAACCAGAAACAACUUCACUGAAGACUAGGUUAGAAAACAUUAAGAAGCAAUGGGAAAAACUAAAAAAGACUGCUAUUGAUAGGCAUACUUGUCUUCAGAGUUGUAUUGAAAAUAGUAAAAAGUACCAUGCUGCAACAGAAAAGUUUACACCAUGGUUAAACAGUGAGGAAGAAAAGUUUAAAUCUCGGAAGCCUGCAGCUUUGAAACGGGAAAAAUUGAAUAAAGAGUUGAAAGAGACUCAGACUUUGAAAAGUGAUUUAUCCCUUCAUGUUCAAGAAUUUGAAAAUAUAUGCAAUCUUGGAGAAGGUCUUUUGUCAAGCUGUGAAGCAGAUACAGAAUCUGUUAAGAAAGAGUUGGAUGUCUUGAAAAAGAAGUGGAGAAUACUUAAUAAUGAUAUCACUGUGCGUAUGCAGUCAUUAGAGGAGAUGUCUCAAAUAUUAUUAGAACAUGAAGAGAAAAUUCGGGAUUUGCAACAUUCUGUUCAGCGUCUAGAAGAUAGACUGCGUUCUCAUGAUGCUUUAGGUGAUAUGUCUUGUGAUCCAGUACUUCUAAACAGGUUACAGGCUUUACUGCAAGAAGCUGUGGACAUGAAACCUGAGUUUAAGAAAGUGAAGGAUUUUGUGAAAAUGAUAAUCGAGAAAGCUGAUAAGAGCUGUGACUCUUCUGAAAUUUUUCAAUGUAUUGAAUCACUCGAAAGUAAACACGAGGCUUUAAGAAAAGAAUUAGAAAGUAGAUGCACAACUUUGAAUGCUUCAUAUAAAAUCAUUUCAAUUUUCAUGGAACAUAUAAAAGAUAUCAGAUCAGACCUUAACAGCCUCGAUGAGGAAUUUGAUAACAUGCAACCAAUUGCUCAUGAUUUAAAAUUUCUUAAGAUCCAGUUGAAAGAUAUUGAGGAAUUUCAUUCAAAUUUGCUGAAGACCAAACAUAAAUUUUCAACAGCAGAAAAGGAAUGCAAAACUAUUGAGAAGCAAGAGCAUAUUUUGGAUUCCAAAAGUUAUGUGGAACAGAUGAAGAAUUUAAAUAGACAGAUUAUUCGUUUAGAAGAGCAUGUUAAGACAAGGGAAACAGCUAUUAAAACCACGAUUACCAGAAUUGAAAGCUUUUAUGCCAUUUAUUCAACAGUAAUGAGUGACUUAAAUGCAGUGUUGAAAGAAGCAGCAGCAUUUGAAACUAUUGGCGGUGAUGUAGAUAUUAUUCGAUCUCAGCAGCAAGCAUUCAAAAAACUGUGUAAUUCAAGAGUAAUUCCCCUGAGCAAAAAAAUAGUAGAAGUUAACAAACUGGGUCAAGGUCUGGUCCAAACUGCAACAUCUGGAGUUGAUACAAGUGAAAUGGAACAGCAAAUAGAAAAACUUAAUACAUCUUGGAAUUCAUUGCAAGAAUCUAUUAAUGAAAAGGAAAAGAAACUUGAUGUUGCUUUACUUCAAUCUGGCAAAUUCCAGGAAGCAUUGAGUGGUGUACAGAAGUGGUUGAAUGAUACUGAAGAAAUGGUUUCCAAUCAAAAACCACCCUCUUCUGAUUUUAAAGUUGUCAAAGCUCAAGUUCAGGAGCAGAAGUUCUUGAAGAAAAUGUUGCUCGAUAGACAAAAUAGUGUCAUUGGUCUGAAGACUAUGGGUACAGAACUAAUGAGUACUACAAAAGCAACUGAAUUAGAGCAGGCUGAAAAUUUAAUGAAAACUAUAACUGUUCGUUUUGAAGAACUCAUUUCUACAGCUGAAGAGCGAAUGACAGUGCUGGAAAAGACUCUACCUUUUGCCCAACAGUUCCAGGAUAUUUUUAUCCCCCUUAUGGACUGGAUGGACACGGCUGAGAAAAGGAUAAUUGCCUUAUCAUUUGUUCCUGUAAAUGAUGAGCAAAUAAAAGCAAUGGUUAAAGAACAUGAGAAAUUGACUUCUGAUAUUGAAAGUCAUCGAAAAUACUUAAUAGAACUGAACACAGUGUCUGAAAAACUGAAGCAAGUUAUAAGUACAACUGAAUCUGAAACCUUAAUACAGAAAGUGAUGUCAAUCAAUGAGAAAUUUACUGAAAUUAGCCACUCAUGUGAGAACAUUGGUGUAACUCUUAAAGAAGCUCAGAAAGGAAUCACUAGUUUUACCACAACUUAUACAAAAGUAAUAUCAUGGAUUGAGAAAACUACUGUUCAGCUAACCCAUUUUCAAGUUUUGAGUGUUUAUUCUGAUAAACUGCAAAUUCAGUUCAAGGAUUUGAAGAAAUUGAAAGAAACAUUAGAUUCAGAGCAAAAAGAAAUUGCAAGAGUUAUUUCAUCUGGUGAAGAAAUAAUGAAACUUGUGUCAGGUGAAGAUGCCAUUCAGAUGAAAGAGAAGUUAGAUUCAUUGAACAUGAAACUUUCUGAUGUUUCAAAUAAACUUAAAGAAAGACUUAAAAGUGCUGAGGAAUCCUUGCCAUUAGUGGAAUCUUUUUAUUCUGCCAGUGACAAACUAACAUCAUGGCUUGAUACUCUGGAAAGGUCUCUCAAAUUAGUAGAUAACAGUGCACUAGAUGUGCAAGCUGAAACUAUCAAGCAAUUAGAAGAGAGCAUUUCCGAAUAUCGAAGUGUCUUGGAAAUCAUUAACCAUACUGGACCUCGUUUAUGCCAGCUCUCUCCAGGAGAAGGUGCCAUUGUUAUUGAAAAUCUGAUGUCCCGUGCUAAUCAUAGGUUUGAAAAAGUUUCUGAGCAAGUGCAGAGGAAAGCUGAAAGAAUACAGCUAGCUCUGCAGCGAAAAUAUGAUGUUGUCAGUGAUAUUGAUGAACUUUUUGAAUGGUUUCAAGAAACAGAGAAACAAAUUGCAGAAGCUGAAGGACUUACAUCUGAGCCAAAUAGUUUAAUUACUCUCUUGAAAGAAGAGAAGGCCUUGAAUGAUGAAAUAAAUGUUCAGAAAAAUAGAGUUCGUGAUUCUAUAGCAGCUGCUAAGAAACUAAUGCGAGAAUCUUCAUCUGAAGAUUUAUCUUUCAUCCAUGAAAAGAUUGAAACUCUAAAAAAUCAAUCAAAUAAUGUUUCUUUGUUGUGCCAAGAAAGACUGAGUGCUUUAGAACAAGCUGUUCCCCUAGCACAACACUUUUUUGAAACUCAUACUGACCUUGGACAGUGGCUAGAUGAAGCAGAGAGUGAAGCUGAAUUGUUAGAAGCUCCAGCUCUGAAUUCGCAUCAAAUAAAGAAACAGCAAGAUCGAAAUAAGGGGUUGAUUCAAGAAGUACAAGAGCAUAAACCUCUUGUUGAUAAGUUAAAUAAAACGGGAUCUGCGCUGACUAAGCUUUGUAGAGAUGAGGAAUCGGAUAAGCUGGAAGGCAUUCUGGAAUCUGAUAACAGUCGCUAUAAUGCUUUACGAAAGAUUUUACGGGAACACCAAAAUGCUCUUGAAGAAGCUCUUCAAGCAACUUCCCAAUUUUCUGACAAAUUAGAGGGAAUGUUAAGUGCACUGACAUCUACAGCUGACCAACUGCAUAAUGCUGAACCCAUAUCAGCACAUCCUGAGCGGAUACAGGAGCAAAUCAAUGAUAACAAAGCUGUUCUUCAAGAUCUUGAUAAACGAACCAUAACUCUUGAAGCUGUGAAAAAGGCUGCUGAUGAUGUAAUUGUGAAAGCUAGUGCCAUUGAUGAACCGGCAGUUCGAGAUAUUAAAAUAAAACUUGAUCGUCUGAAUGAUUUAUGGGCAACAAUUCAGACAGCAGCACGGAACAGAGGAAAGUCUCUGGAAGAAGCGUUAAUUGCUGCUGAAAAAUUCUGGGAUGAAUUGACUGCCGUUAUGAAUGCACUUAAAGAAUUGCAAGGCAAUUUGAGUGGACAAGAACCACCAGCUGUUGAACCAGCUGCUGUUCAGCAACAACAAGAAGUGCUACAAGAAAUCAAGCAAGAAAUUACUCAGACAAAACCAGAAGUUGACCAUUGCCGACAAGCUGGACAGAAUUUAAUGCAGUUGUGUGGUGAACCAGAUAAACCAGAAGUAAAGAAGCAUAUUGAAGAUUUAGAUUCAGUAUGGGAAAAUGUAACUACUCUUUAUGCUAAAAGAGAACAAAAUCUGAUUGAUGCAAUGGAGAAAGCCAUGGUUUUCCAUGAUACACUUCAGAAUUUAUUGGAAUUUUUGGAUACCGUUGAAGAUAAAUUUUCUAAACUUGGAGCCGUUGCUUCUGAUAUCGACUCAGUGAAAGGUCAAAUUAACCAGUUGAAGGAUUUUAAAUUAGAGGUUGAUCCACAUAUGGUUCAGGUUGAAUCUCUAAAUCGUCAGGCUCAAGAGCUGAUGGAACGAACUUCACCUGAUCAGGCUGUAGCCAUUCGGGAACCUUUAGCUGACAUUAAUAAGCGCUGGGACGAUUUACUGAAAAGUAUUGUUGAAAGACAGCAAGAAAUGGAGAAUACACUCUUAAAACUUGGGCAGUUCCAGCAUGCUCUAGAAGAACUGAUGAUCUGGAUUUCAAAAACUGAAAAAACUCUUGAUGAGUUGAAGCCUGUCUUUGGUGAUCCACAAGUCAUUGAAGUAGUUUUAGCUAAACAUAAGGUAAUAACAAAUGAUAUUCAGGCUCAUCAGACAAGCAUAGAUACAAUUAACAGAGCUGGCCAUGAGUUUGUUGAUUCUGAUCGUGGAAGUGAAGAUGCUAAGUUCACACACAAUAAAUUGCAAAAUUUGAAUGUGCGUUGGCAGCAUUUACAAAGCAAAUCUGCUGAUCUUUAUAAAGAACUAGAGGAUGCACUUAAAGAGGCUCAACAAUUUCAUCAAGAUAUUCAAGACCUUAUUAUGUGGUUGAAUGAUAUUGAUGGGCAUUUGGCUACCUCAAAACCUGUUGGUGGUUUACCAGAGACAGCCAAAGAUCAACUAAAUCGAUUUAUGGAUUUGUACAAUGAGCUGGAUACAAAUCGCUAUAAAAUAGAAAAUAUCUUACAACAAGGUCAAAACUAUAUGAAAAGAUCAGGAGAGAGUAGCACAAAAACUUUGCAACAUAAUUUGCGUACCUUAAAGCAGAAAUGGGACAGUGUAUUAAAUAAAGCUAAUGACAGAAAAAUAAAAUUAGAGAUAGCCCUUCGGGAUGCUACUGAAUUCCAUGAAGCUUUACAAAAAUUUGUGGAAUGGUUAACGAAUGCAGAGAAAUAUAUAACUUCUUUAAAACCUGUUAGCAGGCACAUGAAAGCAGUAUUAGAGCAAAUUGAAGAACACAGAAACUUCCAAAAGGAUGUUGGAGCACAUAGAGAGGUGAUGCUUAAUUUAGACAAGAAAGGAACCCAUCUUAAAUACUUCAGUCAAAAGCAGGAUGUGAUACUUAUAAAAAACCUCCUUAUCAGUGUGCAGCAUAGGUGGGAGAGAGUUGUUUCUAGAGCUGCUGAAAGAACAAGGGCCCUAGAUCAUGGAUACAAGGAAUCCAAAGAAUUUCAUGAUGCUUGGACUUCUUUGUCUGCCUGGUUAGAUGAAGCAGAAAAACUGUUAGAUACAAACACUGUGAUUGGAAAUGAUCCCUUAAAGAUUAAAAAACUUUUGACUAAGCAUAAAGAAUUUCAAAGAACGCUUGGCUCAAAACAAGUAACAUAUGAUGCUACUAUGAAAAGUGGACGUAUUCUUAAGGACAAAUGCCCAAAGCAAGAUGUGCCACUGCUUCAAGAUAUGAUGGAUGAAUUAAAAGUUCGAUGGAACAAAGUUUGCGCUAAAUCAGUGAAUAGGCAACGCAGACUCGAGGAAGCUUUAUUAUAUUCUGGUCAAUUUAAGGAAGCAGUUAUGGCUUUGAUAGAUUGGUUCGACAAGACAAUUGCAACACUUUCAGAAACAAAAGCAUAUCAUGGAGAUUUGGAUACAGUUACCUCACUUCUGGACCAGCAUAAGAGUUUUGAAGAAGAGUUGAAAAAUAGAGGCUUAAGUUUGGAAUCAGUAUGCAAAACUGCUUUAGAUUUGAAAAAAGAAGCUAGUUCUGCAGAUGCUGAAAGCCUAGCUUCUCAAGUUGAUGAGCUGAACUCUAAAUGGAAAAAAGUCUCAGAGUUAAGUGAAAAGAGGAAAAAGCAGUUGGAUGAAGCUUAUCAUCUGGCAGAAGAACUUCACAGAAUGGUUCAUAUACUAUUAGAAUGGCUUUCAGAAGCAGAAAUGAAGUUACGUUUUGUUGGACCUCUUCCUGAAGAUGAAGAAUCAACAAAAAAGCAAAUACUUGACCAUGAAAAUUUCUUGAAUGAAAUGGAAAAACAAGAAGUAACUAAGAAUAACACCUUGGAAAUUGCCCAUGAUAUACUAAAGAAAUGUCAUCCAGAUGGGUUGUCAGUUAUUCGUCAUUGGAUCACAAUUAUUCAAUCUCGAUGGGAUGAAAUAUUUGCAUGGGCAAAACAGCGGGAUCAACGGUUACGUGAUCAUUUAUUGUCUUUGAAGGAUAUUAAUGAUCUGCUAGAAGAGCUUCUGAAAUGGCUUAUAAAUGCAGAAUCUACUCUAACAACCCUUGAAGCUGAGCCUCUACCCGAUGACUUGCCUAGUUUAGAUGAGCUAAUUAAAGAACAUCAGACUUUUAUGAAUGACAUGUCUAAACGACAAACUGAUGUUGAGAAAAUAUCAAAAGCAUUUUCUCCUAAACGUCAAAAUAAAGGACUUCUUCCUUCACAUGGAAAAGAAAAGACAAAGGAAAAGAUUCCACGUUCAUCAACUCCUGCUUCUUUCAAGACAUCAACUCCAUUACGUAGUCAUCUUGAUUCUGACAUAAAACAUCCCAGAGCAAAACUGCUUUUAGAUAAAUGGCGUAGUGUAUGGCUUUUAGCUAUGGAGAGGCAACGAAGGUUGCAAGACAAAUACAACUAUUUACUAGAGCUUGACAGGAUAAAACAUUUUGAUUUUAAUGAGUGGCGCAAAAGAUACCUUGGGUGGAUGAAUAAUAAAAAAUCCCGCAUCAUGGAUCAGUUUAGAAAAAUAGACAAAAAUAAUGAUGGAAAAGUAACAAAACAAGAGUUUAUUGAUGGUAUUUUAAAAUCAAAAUUUGCUACCAGUCAGCUAGAAAUGGAGCGUGUAGCUGAUAUUUUUGAUAGGAAUGGAGAUGGAUUCAUUGAUACAAAAGAAUAUAUUGAAACUCUACGUCCAGAGCGAGAGGGUGGACCAAAAACUGAAGCAGAAAAAAUUCAGGAUGAAGUUCAACGUCAAGUUGCAAAAUGUACCUGUGUUCAUCGAUUUAAAGUGUAUCAAGUGGGAGAAGGAAAAUAUAGGUUUGGAGAUUCUCAAAAGCUUAGGCUUGUAAGAAUUUUGAGGAGUACUGUUAUGGUUCGAGUUGGUGGAGGAUGGGUUGCUCUUGAUGAAUUCUUAGUGAAAAAUGAUCCUUGCCGAGCGAAGGGACGAACAAACCUCGAGUUGCGAGAACAGUUUAUAUUGGCUGAUGGAGUAAGCCAGUCAAUGGCUCCAUUCAAACCGAAGCCAAGUCCUAAUUCGUCAGUUUCAUCACAAAGUGGAACUACCACCUCCAUGCCUUCCGCUGGUCCAAUAACUAAGAUUAGAGAAAAAAGUGAGAGAAGUACACCAAUGCGUCAAAGUCGUUCAUCAGCAGAAAACAGUAGUGAUAUCAGUGGACCAAGUUUCAGUGAAACAGAUAGUUAUAGCAACAGAUCUGGACUUUCUCGAAUGACUCCUUCAUCAGCUCAUCUUAGCCCUAGAAACACAAGUUGCAAAUCAUCUAGUAGACCAUCAAGUCGUCAAGGCAGCCGGCCAUCCAGUAGAGCUCCUAGUGAUCUUUCACAAGAUGGAGUUCAGGAAUACAAAAGAAAGCAAAAACAAUCUGCACCUGGAAAUGGGAUUCAUCAAAAGUUGCAAAAUGCAUCCAGCAAAGUUUCAAAACCUGCAUCAGAAACAAAAAUUCCAUCAAUAAAAACGACUGUUAAACAACCUUCAAAUGUAAAAGCUUCAAGAAAGGAAUCCUGGAAGUAGAAAACUAAUUUGAAUCAUUCCAAAGUGAGAGAAUGUAAAUAAAUUUGUAAUUUUGUUAAAAACUAGGGGAGGGGAUAAGAAUUUGAUUUCAUCACUUUCAAAAAAAAAAAUGUAACAAAGUAUUGCUAUUUCUAGGUAUCCUAUGCCAAAAGCUGAAAAUUGUGUACAGUUGGCCAAACAUUUUUCUGAAAUGAGUACAGUUUCUUACAUUUUUGAAAAUUAACUAAUUUAUGUAAUGAAACCCUGUAGCUGAGGCAGCUUCUUGUUUUUAACAACUAUAAAAAGUACUACUAUGCAAUUAAUUAUUAUAUUUGCUAGUCCUUGUUUGCAAAAUUUGUUAACGCCAUGGUGAUGGAUAAGCAAGCUAUAAACAAGCAUUACAUUCCAUUACUUGUUUAUGUUGUAUUUUUGUAAGUUUGAAAAAUUAUAUGUCUGUGAAUUUGAGGGAAAAUGCCCACAGAAUCUCAGACAUGGCCUUAUUAAAAAUAUGAGCCUUAAGGUUAACAAAUGCUUUUUGUUAUGAAGAAUUUUAUAGAAUAUACAUUUUGAAUGUGGUAACUUUUAUUCAGUGAUGUUUCAUUUGCUUUUUAAGGCCAUAUUAAGUUAAAUCUCUAUUUGUUUUCUAUUGUAUAGAAAUAUCUCUUCUGUAUUGCUGAACUCAGAUCUUUUUGAGUUUAAAGUUUAACUGUGCCAAGCCAAGAACGUUUCUGUAGUAUAAAUUACCAGUAUAAUCUAGUUUUUCGUUUCAAACUAGCAUACUUUCAUAUUUGCUUGUCCAGCAUACAUUCCUUCAUAAAGGCUUUUAUACUUGUUUUCUGUAACCUUACCAUGUAAAAAUAUAUAAACAUAAUAAAGAGAUCGCCAAAAUUU